This is a messenger RNA of Oncorhynchus tshawytscha (Chinook salmon), 1127 nucleotides long. RefSeq lists its product as uncharacterized. The transcript is spliced from 2 exons. The record is from RefSeq and is a predicted model, not a curated record. The coding region runs from base 124 to 1023 and encodes 299 amino acids. NCBI's taxonomy places the organism in Eukaryota, Metazoa, Chordata, Actinopteri, Salmoniformes, Salmonidae.
GGACACCUGACUGCUGAACUAAGUCCCCAUCCCCAUACACUCUAUUAUUUUUGAUUGGGUAAUUGCGCUCGGGACGUUUCCAAAGCGGGUAAAGGUGGUGGGGCAGGGUCUUUAGCCCAAAAAAUGGAUUAUUUAACACCCUGCCCAGAUAGAUAUUUGAUGACCUUGACCUACACAACAAUGCUUGACUCAAAGGAUGAUUCUGCAGGCAAAGAUAUAAGCUUCGCCUGGGGCAAAGGAGUGGACGUGCGCGUGACGAACCGCCUGCGGGUCCCGCUGACACCGGACAACUUGCAGUCACUUUCCUUCAGCAUUCCGGGCCUUCACACACGACUCAACACAACACUGGAACAUGUAGGCCUGUUUCACUAUGGCCAUUUACUGGUGUACAACCUGCCAUCGGUGCCUGCCGACAAACCAGACAAAGACAGUGGGGUGUCCCUCGCUCCUCCAUUGAGCUGCUUUUAUUUGGGAGAGGACGGUGGAGAGGUUCAGGGCUCAGCACGAGAUGAUGCGCCCGCGGGGAUUGUCUCAAACUCUGUAUCGCCGGAGGGUGACUGCUUCUAUUCAGCAGUACAACCUGAAGAUUCUCCAGUAAUAGACUCUCCAGAUUUGAGAGGCAGUGACAAGCAGUCUCUGUGCAGCGGUUCAGAGAAUUUCUACACAUGUCCGUCUGCAGCCUCUCUGGACUCCGUUCCGUCCCCUUGGAGUGCUCGUUGGGCGUCAGCCGCCAUGUCCCCGCAUUAUGGGUCAGGGUCAUCACCAAACCUGCCUAGCUCCACACCGACCAGCGAAGAUCAUAGUGACAGUAAUGAGCUGUUGUCGGUGGAGUUCAAAGGGCGGCGCUACGUGCGGGUCCUGUCCCGGAUCAAGCCUAGGAUGGAUGAAGACGUGGAGGCCAGUUGGACGGUGACAGACUUCACGAAGCAUGGGGAACCCGUGUUCUCUCUGCGGCUUGACUUCAUGCGGCCCCGGCCACCCUUACCCCGGUGGAUGGAGGGCAUAGCAGAGAGGUACUGGUGAUGAUGAUGGGCUUGACAAGAACUGGACAGUACAUGCCAAUUUUUUACUGAUCUGCCUCCAAUGUUGAGGAACAUCUGACCAAUUCCCACUGUCAAAUAAACAAA